GUGUUACUUAGUUCAUAAGUGCGAUCUCAAUUAUGGAAGAGGCCAGAGCUGUCCUGAAGAAGAAAGAUGCCAUUCUUGAACACCCGUCUACGCUUGCAGAAGCGAUUGAUUUCAUCCGAUAUAAUAAUCCACAAACUGGACAUAACGAGGCAGAGGAACUUUUAGUGGAGAGCUAUCAGGGUGCAAUCGAGUUUCUGUUCGAACUGGGGACUUGGCUCACCUACAUUGGUAAGACCUUUUCAGAAUACUUCACAUUCGUUCGGUUAGAUGAAGAUGCUCAGUCUACUCGUAACAUAAUUGAAUCAGUUGUCAAGGAAGCUAUUCUUCAGAACUAUGAUCGUUCCAAAGCCAUAACAUGUUUAACAGAUGAAGCUUCAGCCGUUAGUUUUCUUGGUCAUUACCUAACAUUUCGAAAUUCAGGACACCAUGGAGUGGCUUAGUCAAAUGGUCGAAUCUCCAACUUGGCGUCAAACCAUUUAUAACCUAGCUCAGCACCCACGGAACGAAGAUUGUCCUUUUUUAUCACUGUCUAUGCCGUGUAUAGCUGUAAAAGAAAGUCUCAUUGGAGAACUCGUAUCUGUUCCUCUUGCAUGGAACACUCUAGGCAUUUUCUUGAAGUGCGUUAUCUAUGUUUUACAACCAUUACUGGCUGCUGGUGAUACAGUUAAAGAUCAGACAUUUAUGUACUCCAUUGCAUUUUUACAGCCAAAACGGAAUAAUGCUUCAUGUACCAAUUAUUCUAGUGUUUCACAUUCAGAAAUGAGCUUAGUGAAUUCGGAAUCGCUUCCACCCAUUGAUGACGUUAAGGGUUUUGUUUCCGCUGUCGAUAACGAACAUCAACCAUACUCAUCAGAAGGAGAGUCUCAUUUUUCUUUUGAUACUGCACAAGAUAUGUUAACCCACUUUUUGGAAAUGGGUUGUCAUAGUGAACAUGGAUAUUUACUCUUGCAAUCUAUCUUGCAGUGUUUGGCUCGAAAGAUGAAGAGCCAUUGUGCUCAUCAUCUUAUUUGGCUUUUGGAAGCUGAAGCAAGUCGAAGGGGCCGUGACGUGAGUCGGUACACAACGUAUCUCUGUGGUGCCCGAGAUUAUCCUGAUAGCAUGGAUGCUAUGCGUAUCAUCCUUAAGGAACAAGAUUUAAUUCCGGAUGCAGUUUCGCUGCUUGAGGAAGCAUAUAAAGGAGAUGCCCCCCCACCAGUAGCUUUGUUACGACAACCCAUUUUCAUUGCACUUCUAGCAGAUGCAUUAUUUGCAAGUUCUGAUAGAUUGUUAACUGAACAAUUAGAACAAUAUGCAUAUCUUUACAGCUAUGCUGCAGUGGUCGUUGAAGAGAUUGAACCUACUACUGAACGACGUAUCUCAUGUAUACGUACUGAAGUUGAUGAAGCAAAACGUGAAGUUUUAGAAGCAAGUCGGAUUUGUAGACAAUGGAACAAUAUGUCUGGCAGUGGAAUUAGUUUACGUGCUUUCCGAGAUCUUCCAUCGCUUUUGAGAUGUUUAUCAUGUCGACCUGUUUCACUUGGUGUAUUUCGUUUUGUUCGGGUCGUUUUUCAUACGAAACGCGUUGAUUUCGAAUUAAAUAUGGACACCAUGAAACCUUACUGUAUAGUAGUAAAUGAAUUGGCUGAGGUCAAUGAAUAUUUACGUCCAGCUCUCUUAGCAUUUAUCACAGAAUUACUGGCCUCUUCAGUUGAAGGAAUGGAAGACUUGAGUCAGCUAGAAUACAAACGAAUGUUGGUCGGAUUACUUGUUCAUUUACUAUCAUGUGGCCAUGUACUUCCUGUAAUAAACACAAUGCAUAGACUGUUUUUACGCAAUCGUGUUGAUGUUUCUAUUGUUCGCCAUUUUGUUACAGAAGUCCUAAAGGUGGCGGGACAACCUUAUGCAACGUUCUUCAUGAAUGCAUUACAUCCUCUGGUUGUUCAUCCAGAUAUUAGUGAUGGUUUGAAAGGGGGAAAGGACACAGAUUACGUGAACGAAUUCCUCGAGUAUUAUGAAAAAGAAAACUCGCUAUCGCCAAGUCAUUAAUAUGUCAUCUUAUGACUUCUGUUGUACAUAAUAUGUUCUCUAUAAUUACAAUGUUUUUUUAAGUUCUUC
Molecule: messenger RNA, 2094 nt
Organism: Schistosoma spindalis
Lineage: Eukaryota; Metazoa; Platyhelminthes; Trematoda; Strigeidida; Schistosomatidae
Source: the annotation of a GenBank genome assembly